This is a messenger RNA of Salvelinus sp. IW2-2015, 4775 nucleotides long. RefSeq names its product oxoglutarate dehydrogenase a (gene ogdha). Gene Ontology annotation, cellular component: oxoglutarate dehydrogenase complex; mitochondrion. NCBI's taxonomy places the organism in Eukaryota, Metazoa, Chordata, Actinopteri, Salmoniformes, Salmonidae. Gene Ontology annotation, biological process: tricarboxylic acid cycle. The record is from RefSeq and is a predicted model, not a curated record. Gene Ontology annotation, molecular function: oxoglutarate dehydrogenase (succinyl-transferring) activity; thiamine pyrophosphate binding.
GGCUAGCUUCACAUAGGUGUCUCGACUCUCACACCGCAGUUGCUUUUGGUGUUGCUACUCGCUGUCAUUUCCAUUAGGACAGAGGGCAACGCGGCAGAACAGAGGUUAGGAAACAAACACCGCUGRCAAGUGAAAACCAAAGCCCCUCUGGAGAAAGUUUUCCUGUGGAUCAUUUGACUGCAGUUUGGUUGAAGUGAAAGGAGUCUCCAUCCCACUCUGUGAUUGUUUUGGAGAGACAGGCGAGUUGUGUGCUAAAGGACUGCGAUGCACCGCUUAAGGACUUGCGCUGCCCGGCUGCGRCCGCUGACAGCCUCUCAGACUGCUCAGAACUUUUCACAGCAGAGGCGUGYGGCCGUACCAAGGACUUUUCAGCCAUUUAGGUGCUACACCGCACCUGUGGCUGCCGAGCCUUUCCUCAAUGGAACAAGCUCCAAUUAUGUGGAGGAGAUGUACUAUUCAUGGCUAGAGGACCCCAAGAGUGUUCAUAAGUCUUGGGACGUUUUCUUCCGCAAUGCCAAUGCAGGUGCUCCCCCGGGCAUGGCCCACCAGAGCCCUCUGAGCCUGGCCGGUCUCCCUCAAGCCCAGUCUUUGGCGGGGGCUCAGCCCAACGUGGAGAAGCUGGUGGAGGAUCACCUGGCUGUCCAAUCCCUCAUUCGUGCCUACCAGAUCCGUGGGCACCAUGUUGCUCAGCUGGACCCUCUGGGGAUUAUGGAUGCCGAUCUGGACUCUCACGUCCCCAAUGACAUUAUAACGUCCUCGGAUAAACUCGGCUUUUAUGGACUGGACGAGUCGGACUUGGACAAAGUGUUCCGCCUGCCUACCACCACCUUUAUCGGGGGCACUGAGACCGCCUUGCCCCUGAGGGAGAUAAUCCGCCGCCUGGAGAUGGCCUACUGCCAGCACAUCGGGGUUGAGUUCAUGUUCAUCAAUGACCUAGACCAGUGCCAGUGGAUCCGGGAAAAGUUUGAGAAGCCCGGCGUCAUGCAGUUCACCCUGGAGGAGAAGAGGACCCUGCUGGCCCGCAUGGUUCGCUCCACCAGGUUCGAGGAGUUCCUCCAGAGGAAGUGGUCGUCAGAGAAGCGCUUCGGCCUGGAGGGCUGCGAGUCUCUGAUCCCCGCCCUCAAGACCAUCAUCGACAAGUCCAGCGAGAAGGGUGUGGAGAACGUCGUCAUGGGCAUGCCACACAGGGGUCGUCUGAACGUGCUGGCCAACGUCAUCCGCAAGGAGCUGGAGCAGAUCUUCUGCCAGUUUGACUCCAAGCUGGAGGCUGCUGAUGAGGGCUCUGGUGACGUCAAGUACCACCUGGGGAUGUACCACAGGAGGAUCAACCGUGUGACGGACCGCAACAUCACUCUGUCCCUCAUGGCCAACCCCUCCCACCUGGAGGCUGUGGACCCCGUGGUGCAGGGCAAGACCAAGGCCGAGCAGUUCUAYUGCGGAGACACCGAGGGACACAAGGUGAUGUCCAUUCUAAUGCACGGUGAUGCUGCCUUCGCCGGUCAGGGCGUCGUGUACGAGACCUUCCAUCUCAGCGACCUGCCAUCCUACUCCACCCACGGCACGGUGCAUGUGGUUGUCAACAACCAGAUUGGCUUUACCACUGACCCCCGUAUGGCGCGCUCCUCUCCGUACCCCACUGAUGUGGCCCGGGUGGUCAAUGCUCCCAUCUUCCACGUGAAUGCUGACGACCCUGAGGCUGUGGUGUACGUGUGCAACGUGGCCGCCGAGUGGAGAGCCACCUUCCACAAGGAUGUGGUGGUGGACCUGGUGUGCUACCGGCGUUUGGGACACAACGAGAUGGACGAGCCCAUGUUCACCCAGCCCCUGAUGUACAAGCAGAUCAAGAAGCAGAAGGGAGUGAUGCAGAAGUAUGGCGAGAAACUCAUCGCAGAGGGGGUCGUCACGAGACAGGAGUACGAGGAGGAGAUUGCAAAGUAUGAUAAGAUCUGUGAGGAGGCACAUGUUCGCUCCAAGGAUGAGAAGAUCCUCCACAUCAAACACUGGCUGGACUCUCCCUGGCCUGGUUUUUUCAACCUGGAUGGCCAGCCCAAGAGCCUGACCUGUCCGUCCACUGGCCUGACUGAGGAGGAGCUGACCCACAUCGGACAGGUGGCCUCCUCAGUGCCAGUCGAAGACUUCACCAUCCAUGGAGGUCUGAGCCGUAUCCUGAAGGCCCGAGGGGAGAUGAUCAAGAACCGCACGGUAGACUGGGCCCUGGGAGAAUACAUGGCCUUUGGCUCUCUGCUCAAAGAGGGCAUCCACGUUCGCCUCAGCGGCCAGGACGUAGAGAGGGGCACCUUCAGUCACCGACACCAUGUGCUGCACGACCAGAACGUGGACAAGAGAGUUUGCAUCCCCAUGAACCACGUGGCCCCCAACCAGGCCCCCUACACCGUCUGCAACAGCUCCCUGUCUGAGUACGGCGUGCUGGGUUUCGAGCUGGGCUUUGCCAUGGCCAGUCCCAAUGCCCUGGUCCUGUGGGAGGCCCAGUUCGGAGACUUCCACAACACAGCCCAGUGCAUCAUCGACCAGUUCAUUUGCCCCGGCCAGGCCAAGUGGGUCCGCCAGAAUGGCAUAGUCCUGCUGCUGCCCCACGGCAUGGAGGGCAUGGGCCCAGAACACUCCUCUGCUCGUCCAGAGAGAUUUCUCCAGAUGUGCAACGAUGAUCCUGACGUGCUCCCGACCAUCACAGAAGACUUUGCCAUUCGUCAGCUUCAUGACUGCAACUGGAUUGUGGUCAACUGUUCGAACCCUGGCAACUUCUUCCACGUGYUGAGGAGGCAGAUUCUGGCGCCCUUCAGGAAGCCUCUCAUCGUUUUCACCCCCAAAUCCCUGCUGCGCCACCCCGAGGCAAGGUCCAACUUUGACGAGAUGCUGCCAGGCACAGACUUCCAGCGCCUGAUCCCAGAUAAYGGCCCAGUGGUCCAGAACCCAGCCGGGGUGAAGCGCAUCGUCUUCUGCACAGGGAAGGUGUACUACGAACUCACCAAGGAACGCAAAGCCCACGGCAUGGAGGACACGGUCGCCAUUGCUCGCAUGGAGCAGCUGUCCCCCUUCCCCUUCGACCUGGUGAAGGCUGAGAGCGAGAAGUACCCCAAUGCCGACCUGGUGUGGUGCCAAGAGGAGCAUAAGAACCAGGGCUACUACGACUACGUCAAACCCCGCAUGCGCACCACCAUCGAUCGCGCCAAGCCAGUCUGGUAUGCUGGUCGCCCUCCUGCUGCRGCCCCAGCCACAGGAAACAAGAAGGCCCACCUGGUGGAGCUGAAGAAUUUCCUGGACACUGCCUUCAAUCUGGACGCCUUCAAGGACCAGAUGUAACUCUUUCUUCCCGCUUCCUCUGUCCCAGGAUAAGGGGUAUCCUUCACCCUCCACUGCAACCCAGAGGCCUCUCCUCCUCCGUCCCAUAUGCCCACAUACCCCCUGGACUUGGCGCUCAGAGCARGCCUACUCUCCUAGUGGGUGUCUCUGUCUCUAGCCCACAACGGCAACAGUCCUGUUAAUUUAAGUCAUUGCUAUCUUCCCCUACCCAGGCCCUCCUUCAUCGACUCCCCCUAGUCCUGUCUCAGCGUGCCCUAGCCCACCUUCAUCAGACACAUGCCUCAAGACCACACAUUUAGCAGUAGACAGCCAGUCAGGGGUCAGGAAAGCGAACCUUUGUACAGUCUGAUCCUUAGCUUGGUUUUUAUUUUCUAUACCUGUAUUUCUCUGGUUAACACUCCACUCACCAACAAUAUAACCUUCUUGUUGUGUUGGGUGUUGCUUAAGCCCUGUGUGUGUGUGUGUGUGUGUGUGUGUGUGUGUGUGUGUGUGUGUGUGUGUGUGUGUGUGUGUGUGUGUGUAUAACCAAAGCACAUUGUUUAUAAAGCUUUAUAUAUUUUUCUGUGUGUUUCAUUCUGUUGCUGUCACAAUGAUGUCAUCCUUUUGAAAAGCGUCUCCUUACACGUUUCAUCCCAGGUCUCCUUACAUAGCCAAAGGACGGGGCAACUGUUGCAACCAGUUUAAAAUCAACUUUCUCAUUCUUGUAAUGCCUAUUAGAAUAAGAGGUAUUGAAUGCGGGAAACGGGAAAUAUUUUCACUGUCACAUUGUGUUCAGUGAAAUACUAGUACAUUUAACAUGACAAAUGCUCUUUUAUCCAUCUUGCACCAUUUCUCGCGAAAGAGGCUGAGACUUAGAUAAGGGAAAUUGGAGUGAUGAACCAGUGAGAUGAGUUGGUACCAUGUUUGCAUUUAUAUAUAAGGAGUGUUGAACUGGUCAAAUGAGUUGGUACCAUGUUUGCACUUGUAUAUAAAUUCACAUAGGAGACGUUUGUAAAGGAUUGUUCAUACAGCAUUGUCAGGGCAACUUCUGUCUUUAGAUACAUGGCCACUAGCUUUGUUGUCCUACUGCAGAACAGGGCAAGCAGGUUGGAGCUGAUUUCCCCCCCUACAUGUAGUCCUCUCAUGACUCUAGCUAAACACUGAUCUCAUCCAGAUGACAUUAAACUAGACCUGGCACCUCUAGAUGUCUCUCAACAACUCAUGUACUCAUUUUCCUCUUGCAACCCCUGUGCCAAAUUUGUUUUCAAGCAUUUAGCAUUAUUUUGAGGGUGUAUGAAUGAAUUGCCACAGGAGUCUUUUUAGCUGCAUAACUAAUAAUAAAAAACAGGACAUCACCUUUUGUUUGAAUGGCUCCACGAGAAAGCAAAUGAUUUAUUUAUUUUCAUAUAGUGGAUUAAGAUUCUUUCCAUUUUAUUAUUUUUGCUUCAUUCAAUAAAGACUAUCUUCCCAAAUCA